This is a messenger RNA of Puma concolor (puma), 457 nucleotides long. It is a transcript of the gene SMIM26, whose product is annotated as small integral membrane protein 26. NCBI's taxonomy places the organism in Eukaryota, Metazoa, Chordata, Mammalia, Carnivora, Felidae. The record is from RefSeq and is a predicted model, not a curated record.
CGAGCUUCCCAGGAUCAACAUCUUCUCCGAGUAUCGCCAUGCGUCCGGACCAGGCCACGUCCUGGUACCGGCGGAUGUCCGCCGUCUACGCUCUGGGCGCCUGGACCCUGCUAGGCUCCUUGAUUUUUUUAGACCGGAAGAGCAAAGUACCAGGCAAUGAAGUAGAGCAAAAGGAUGUCGCAAGAAAUGAAAUGCUCGAGGCGCCGAAAGGGUUUUACGUGGAAACAAUUGUCACAUAUAAAGAAGAUUUUGUUCCAGUCACUGACAGGAUCCUCAACUUUUGGAAAUCAUGGACUGGUGGCCCUGGACCAGAAUCCUGAUUAACUGCUGAAAGCUGAAAACCGGGACUGGGUUCAGCAUAUACAUUUGAUGGAUGCCUUAAUUUCCAGUUUAUGUUUGUGAAAAGUGUAUCCAUUUAAUUUAAAUUUUGCUGUGAAAUAUAAUCACUAGUAAUAUG